Molecule: messenger RNA, 384 nt
Organism: Entrophospora sp. SA101
Lineage: Eukaryota; Fungi; Glomeromycota; Glomeromycetes; Entrophosporales; Entrophosporaceae
Source: the annotation of a GenBank genome assembly
AUGGAACCAACCAAAUCAGAACUAAAAGUAAGAACUAAAACAGAACUGGUUAAAAAGAAAAAACCACUCACCAUUUUACCCACUAACCAACUUUUACAACAGGUCUGGGAUUACAUCCUAACCCGACCCAACAAAAAAGCAAUAAGUUUUGAUUAUCAGUUAGAGCAUCAAGCAACUGAUCAAGUCAAAAAGGAACUGAAUUUACCAGUUAAUGUUGAACUGGCUCCUCAUACUUUGCGAAGAUGUUUUGCUACCUAUAACGCCAUUAGUGGCAUGCCCUUACCUGUUUUACAAAAAGUAUUAGGACAUAGUAAAAUUUCUACUACUGCCCUUUAUAUCAAAGAUUCUGAUUUAAGUAAUUUGGUGAAAUUCCGUCCUGUCUAA